AUGGUUGGCGUGAUGAAGCCUAAAAAUAAACAGCCCGUGUACUUUGGACAUCCUUUUCAAUUUUGGAAGGAACGCCAAAGAGAAGAAAUGAAAGCAAUAGUCAAUGUGGAAGACAUGAAGAAGUUAUCAGACGUCGUGGAAUACGAUCUAGUACAUUUACAAAAAAGGGAGAAACUGAAGAUUCUUCUCGAGCGUGAAGAAGAGGCCUUCAUACAAGAACUGGCGACCAAACAGGAGAUGGAAGAAUGUGGGUACUGCAAAGAGAAGGAGAAGAGAAACAAAGGAUAUUUGGAAGAAAUUGAAAAGGAGAAGAUACGAGAAUGUCAGAAGGCCUUGGAGAGGGAGAAAAUAGCUCGAGGCAUGCGGAGUACGAAAGAAGAUGAAAAACUUCUAAAAGAGGUUCAGAAAAUGCAAAUGGAAGAAAAGCAAGCCAUUGAAAGAUCAGAACAGGACAUUGAAAUGAUGUGGCAUCAGGUUUUAAUGGAUGAUUAUAACAGAAAGGAAUAUCUAGAAAGGUUGGCAGCCCAAAGAAAACAGAAAGAGACAUUGGAAAGACGCAGAUGUUACGACGAACAAAUAGCGAGUGCCAACAAGAAGAGACAGGAGUUAAUACGACAGGAGAGGGAGAAAGAAAAUAGGAAGUUUGAGAAUAUUAAGAAGAAAAUGGAACGAGAUCAUUAUGAAGCUAUCAAAAAGAAGAAAGAACAACAAGAGACGAAUAGAAGGAACUUCAUUGAAGGCCACGAGCAGAAACUGAUGCGAAUAAGAAAUGAAAAGAUGAGAGCGAGGGAGAUAGACAAUGGGACUAUACGAGUGGCGCUAGAAGAAUUACGGAAAGAACGAGAGAGGAAUAGGCAACAAAUGAUAAACCUACAACUUGAGAAGCAAAUCUGCAUAGAUAACUACAACCGUAAGAAAAGAAUGACAUCAGCUCUUGAAGAAGAAUCGGAUAAGGUAGCUGAUGAAUGGCAACAAGAGGCACACAACAAGACAGACGAAUAUUUGCGACAGGUUGAGGAAGAACAACGAUUGUGUAAAGAGAAAGCAGCCCAAGAAUACAAACGGCACAUACAAACCAGAAACCAGGAGUUGCAACUAGCGAAACAAGAGAGGAUCGAGCGUAUGGAACGCGUGAAGAGAGUCGCCCUGACUGAGCUGCAGAGGAAGAUAGACAGUGCUAACGAGGAGUUGAGGAAACAGAUGGAGUAUAGGCACAGUUUGAGCUCGCAGAUACGGGAGAAUGAGAAACAUUUGGAAACCGAGUUAAUUAACAUUGAAAAUAAAGAUAGAACUUACACGAAGAAAGCAGCUAUGUUUAAAGAUGUAAUGGCUGACAGAUAUGCAAGUUCUUCGGCAAGAACCAGCACAAAUCCAGUCCACCCAUUUCGAAGAUUAAUGGAAACACAAGACAAGAAGAAAUCUCUUCAUCUGCCUUCGAUAGGAUAAUAAAUUAUUAGUUUACAUUUCUGUAGU
Messenger RNA from Helicoverpa armigera (cotton bollworm), 1473 nucleotides. RefSeq names its product trichohyalin. The transcript is spliced from 10 exons. Lineage: Eukaryota; Metazoa; Arthropoda; Insecta; Lepidoptera; Noctuidae. The record is from RefSeq and is a predicted model, not a curated record. Bases 1 to 1446 code for a protein of 481 amino acids.